Molecule: messenger RNA, 2439 nt
Organism: Petromyzon marinus (sea lamprey)
Lineage: Eukaryota; Metazoa; Chordata; Hyperoartia; Petromyzontiformes; Petromyzontidae
Biological process (GO): regulation of transcription by RNA polymerase II
Cellular component (GO): chromatin; transcription regulator complex; PcG protein complex
Molecular function (GO): RNA polymerase II cis-regulatory region sequence-specific DNA binding; DNA-binding transcription factor activity, RNA polymerase II-specific
Source: RefSeq, a predicted model, not a curated record
UAGUAGUAGUGAUAGUAGUAUAGUAAUAGUAGUAAUAGUAUAGUAAUAGUAGGGAUAGUGUUGGAGUGGAGUCACUCCGCUCCGGGUCUUCGCUGCAGUCGCGCCCGGCUCGUCCCGCGCUUCCGGGCGCCUCGCCGCGGUGUGGUGGUGGUUGUGGUGGUGGUGGCUGAGCCUUCUUCCUGUAGCAGCAGCAGCAGCCACGACUCCUCCUCCUCCUCACCCAGCACUCACCACCCACACACUGCGAGGCAGCGCCACCGUCUUUGUCUUCCCGGUUCCAGCCCCGGCGCUCGGUGGACAACGCAGCAGGAGCGAAGACGACGACGACGACUCCCGUGACUGCCGAGCCCUGGGUGCGUGCGGAGACAACAUCUGAACAGACGUCACAGCCAUGGCCGCCGCGGCAGUGACGGCGGCGGCGCCGGUGGCCUUGCCCGGCGUGGACCCGCGGCAGGAUUUCCCCGCGUGGCUGGCCGCCCACGGCGUGAGCCUCAGCGUGGCCGAGGCCGUGGACAGGGAGCUGGGCAUCGGCGACUACGAGGCCUUCCUGGCGUGCGCCGAGCAGCCCCACGUCAGGGCCGAGAUGUUCGCCGCCGCCAGGGAGCGGCUGCCCUUCGCCUUCUACGCCGUGCUGCGCCGCGUCACCGAGGCCUCGUCCCCCAAGCGCCACGACGGGGCGGGGGUGGGGGGCGCCGGCGGGGGGGGCCUGCAGGUCGCCGCCGCCAUCGCGGCCUUCCAGCCGUUUCUCGGCGGCCUCCUGGACGCCAUCGUCCUCACGCUCAACAGCCUGAGUCACGAGCUGCUCCAGUCGGCCGAGAGGUUCAGCUGCCUGGAGCCCGCGCUCUAUCCGCUGCUGGAUGACGGAGGAGAGACGGCGCACGGCGAUGGAGACGGCGGCGCGCGGGAGUCCGCCUGCUCAGAAGCGGACGAGGGCCCCCCCGGGGGGUACAAGGCCGCUCCGGACGUGACACUUCUGGAGGUGGCGGCGUUGGAGCCGGCGGCGGCGGCGGAGCGGCGGGAGAAGCGGCGGCCCGCACGGCCGUGGGACCACGUGCACGUCAAGACGGAACAUCCCCCCGAAGACCCGGCGAGCCGCUCGGCGCGGCACGCGGCGGCGGCGGCGUUGGGGGAGCGGCACCGCGCGUCCCCUGCGGGGAGGGCCGCCGCCUUCUGCGAAGACGAGUCGGUCGACCUGAGCCGCGUGUGGAAGGGGCCCAGCCCCAACAAGCGCCGGGCCAAGGCCGCAGUCGACCACGGCGCGAGGUUCCCCGAAUCCGGCGAGCAGCAGCACGCUCCUCCCAUCGCCGGCGCCACCGCCGGCAGCGUCUAUCGGAAAGCCCCGGCGGCGCACGACGCCUACGAGCAGCCGUCCGCCGAGUACCGGCCGCUCGACAAGAACGGCGAGGCCCCCUGGGGUGAGGCCCAGGAGGCCGCGGCGCAGGGGGCCGUCGGGAACGGCCUCGACCCAGCCGCGUACUCCCACCGGGAGACCCCCGAGCCCUACAAGAGAGAGGCGCAGCGUCUCGCCGGUUCCCCCGGCGAGGAAGUCGCGGCCGAGACGGAGCCCGGCGUCAAGGCGGCCGCGGCCGGGGGCGGGGACACGGCGGCGUACGGCCUGCGUGACCCGGCCUACGGCCUCGCCGGCGGGGGCGGCGGCCAGAGGCCGUACGCGGAGGAGCACGGGCGCUACUCGCCCGGCAGCUACGUGUCCGCCAUGCAGCUGGCGCAGCUCGGGGCCAUGGCGGCCGAGGGCUCGGCGGAGGACGCGAUGGCGCGACGGUUCUGGUGCGACCAGUGCGGCAUGCGCUUCACGCACUCGCACGUGCUGAUCCGGCACAAGCGGCGGCACACGGGCGAGAAGCCGUUCGAGUGCCACGAGUGCGGAAAGCGCUUUUCGCGCACCUGUAGCCUGGCGCGGCACCGGCGCACGCACGAGCGCCUCGCACAGGACUUCACCGCCGUCAUGGGCUACGGCGGCGCCGGCGGAGGCGGCGGAGGCGGCGUGCCCGACGGCCCCGGCGAUGCGCAGCCCUUUCCGAGCCAGUCACCCAUCUGUCCGCCGUGAGCGGUCUCGCAAGCGAGAGGAGCGAGCGAGCCGGUGGAUGGGUUGAGGGCGUGGAUGAGAGGGUGUGAGCCAGUGGGUCAGAGGAUGAGUGAGUGGAUUAGUCAGUUAGCGGGCAAACAAGUGAGUGGGAAGUGAGUAAGAGGGAUUCGUGAUGAAUAGGUAAAUGAGUGGCUGAGCGAGCGAGUAACCUGUGAGCGGACGAGUGGGCUAGUGAGUGAGCCGCAUUCUGGAUGAGUGAAUGAGCGAGCGAGGGAGAAAGGGCUGACUUUUGAAACGUCCAGUGCCACGCAGUUAGUUUAACACGUAGGCUUUCGCGACCAAUAUCAUCCAUAAUACAGGUUAUUUUGGGUUAGAUCGCGUAAAAAUGUAAAUGU